Messenger RNA from Falco peregrinus (peregrine falcon), 2582 nucleotides. It is a transcript of the gene FAM181B, whose product is annotated as family with sequence similarity 181 member B. The coding region runs from base 216 to 1289 and encodes 357 amino acids. Lineage: Eukaryota; Metazoa; Chordata; Aves; Falconiformes; Falconidae. The transcript has a single exon. The record is from RefSeq and is a predicted model, not a curated record.
GGGGGGGUACCUGUCCCGGGGCGGUGCUCGGCCCGCCCCUCCGCCGCCGCCGGUGUCCCCGGCCCAGAGGGGGGGGGCGGCGGGGGGGCGGGGUGGCCGGGGCCAGCCCCGCUGCUGAGCCCUCCCCCUCCCCCGCCCGCCGCCUUUUCCCCGCCGCCGCCGGCCGCCCCGCGUAUCCCUGCGGAGCUCGGGGCGGCGGCGGCCCGCCGCCGGCCAUGGCCGUGCCCGCCGCGCUGCUCAGCCCCCACCACCUCCUCUCCUUCUGCUUCCCCGCCGCCGCCGGCGGCCUGCUGGGCUAUGCCGACCUGGAGAAGGGCUACGAGGGCGGCGGCGGGGGCGAGGCGGGGGACUUCAAAGAAGCCACCCGGGACCUGCUGAGCUUCAUCGACUCGGCCUCCAGCAACAUCAAGCUGGCGCUGGACAAGCCGGUGAAGUCCAAGCGGAAGGUGAACCAUAGGAAGUACCUGCAGAAGCAGAUCAAGCGCUGCACCGGCAUCAUCGCCGCCGCCCCGCCGCCGCCGCCCGCCCCGCCGCCGCCCGCCGCCGCCUCCCCGCCCGCCGCCUGCCCCGCCAAGCCCCCGCCGCGCCGGGAGGCCUCGCAGGCGGCCAGCAGCCUCCAGAGCAAGAGCCUGGCCGCCCUCUUCGGCUCCCUGCAGCAGGGCCGCGGGGCGGCGGGCGGCGGCGAGGCGGCGGGCGGCGGCGGGGCGGCGGGCGGCGGCGGCGGCGGGGCGGGCGGCCCGCGGAAGGUGCCGCUGCGGGACCGCAACCUGCCGCCCUCCUUCUUCACGGAGCCGGCGCUGCCCGCCGCCGCCCGCGGGCCGCCGCCGGCCGCCAAGGAGCCGGAGAAGGGCGGCGCGGAGGCGGCCGAGUUCUUCGAGCUGCUGGGCCCCGAGUACGGCGCGCUGCUGCCCGAGCACGCCGCCCCGCCGGACGCCUUCCCCGGCGGCGGCGCCCGCCUGCCCGCCGAGCUGGGCCUGGAGCACGGCCUCUACGAGGCGCCGCUGCCGCUGCCCGCCGCCCACCACCCGCUGCUGGGCGGGCUGCUCUACCCCGAGCCGCCCUGGAGCCCGGCCGGGCCCUGCAGCCCGCCCAAGAAGGCGCCGCCCGAGGCGCUGCGCCCGCUGUACCCGGCCGGCGGGGAGCCGGGCCCCGGCGGCGGCGGCGAGGAGCCCGGCGGGCACCUGCCGGCGGGGUUCGCCCCCUUCUUCCCCGAGUGCCCGCUGCCCGCCCCGCAGGUGCCCUACGACUACGGCGGCGGCUACCCCCGCGCCGCCUACCCCGGCCUGUAGGGCAGGGCCGCGGGGCCCGGCCGCCGCCCGCCGCGCCGCCGGGAGGGGUUGGGGCGGGGGUGAGGGCCGGGGCGCGGGCGGGCCCACGCCGGGGCCUGGCGGACGCUCGGGGGGCAGCCGGGACCUGCCGUGCGGCUGGGGGCUGCGCUCGUCCCCGCCGCGCACCCAGGGCCGCGGCUGCCCGCAGGGCUCGCCCCGCCGGCCCCGCCGUGCUGCGGGGCGCGCUGCAAACACGGUGUGAGGCGCUGGGUCCGGCGGGCAGGCCUGUGUCUGGCGGCCGGGCCCACUCCCCGGUCGCCCCCCGCCGGGCUCCCCCGGCCCGGGGUGCGCGGCCGCCCGGCUCAUCUCGGCAGGCACUCCAUCGUUCCAGUCCAAAACCACAGCUCGGUCAAACUCUUCGUGGGAUGCGGUUUAAAAUUUUCCCCAGCUUGGCCUGCAUCGCAGGCGCCGGUGGGAUGUUCGGCUGAGGACAUGAAGGCCAGGGGGUGAAAAAAAAAGAAAAAAAAAAAUUAUUCAAGCAAAAGCGUUUUGCUGCUACCGAAACUUAGUGUCCCGAAAUUUAACAGUGCCUCGCAGGAUCUCGCCGACAGCCAUUCAUAGCGCUACGUAAAGUUAAUUGACGGCAUAAUUUGGGGACAAAAACGUACCGAUCGCAGCCGCUACGGCGAUGCGGCUCCUGCAGACCCUUGGAUUUCUUCCAGGAAUGUGUCGAAGCUCGGAAAGCGACGCGGCUCGGUUUCAUUGUGUACAGGAGAUUAUUUGAUAAUCAUUUAAGUUAUGUAAAAGAGUCUAUGAUAGGUCCUAUCGAAAUAAAGCUACACAAUAGAUCUAAAGGUCUGUGGUUGUUACUGCCCUGGAAAUGCAGCGGUGGAGGGGCUUCCACCGCGCCCCCCGCCCUCUGUAAGGGUUUCUUGGCAGGAGUUAAGACGGGCCGAGGGUUUUGUCUGUCCUAGAUCUUUUGAAAUGCCAGUGUUUUACCCACAGCACCCCGUGCUUGUUUUGCCUUCGUUUGUACCCGGGUGUUUCUUUAACUUCCUAGAAAGAAAGGAAUGAUCAUACGCUACAAAGCCAAGGGAUGAAAACUGUUACCGUUAUGAAAACAGAUCAAAAUACUCGGGAGUUUUCCUAUUGUGAUGUGAAUCUCAAAAGGCAAUCCCGCAGCCGGGCUCCUUGCCAGGCCCAAGCGGGCUGUUUGUUUUUGAAACGGGAUCUACAUACGGAUCAGCCUGAGGUUUUACCCUCAGCCGUGACAAAUCCAUGUGCCUUCUGUCUUUUAAAAGAUAACGUGAAAGG